Messenger RNA from Brassica rapa (field mustard), 1048 nucleotides. Its product is annotated as lactoylglutathione lyase. The record is from RefSeq and is a predicted model, not a curated record. Lineage: Eukaryota; Viridiplantae; Streptophyta; Magnoliopsida; Brassicales; Brassicaceae. Gene Ontology annotation, molecular function: lactoylglutathione lyase activity; metal ion binding.
AAUAUUGUCCAGUCACAGACACAGCCACUGCUCUCGGUCGGAUCAUUCAUCGUACAUCGGUAAAAAAAAAUGUCUCCUUUUUCCUUUUUUUUUUUUAAUCUCAAAUCAUUUCUGUGGCACCAAUUGAAAAGCCAAGGAGAAGUAAUGGGUUCAUACUCAAUAGCAAGUGCUAUAUCUCGAGUUUCAGUUUCGCCUCUAAACCGUUUCGUUAAACUUUAUUCCACCGCUUUUUCUUACAUCAAUUGCCCUUGCAACAGAGCCCUGAGGCCAAAGAGAUUUGAUCAGCUUCGUGUGUUCUCUAUGGCGUCGGAAGCGAAGGAAUCAGCAGCAAACAAUCCUGGCUUGUCAACGGUUCGGGAUGAGGCUACCAAAGGGUAUAUCAUGCAGCAGACUAUGUUUCGGGUGAAGGACCCUAAGGCUAGUCUUGACUUUUACUCACGUGUCCUGGGAAUGUCAUUGCUCAAGAGGCUAGAUUUCUCUGAGAUGAAGUUCAGCUUGUACUUCCUGGGCUACGAGGAUACUUCGACAGCUCCAACAGAUCCUACUGAGAGAACUGUUUGGACCUUUGGUCGACCUGCAACAAUUGAGCUGACUCACAACUGGGGCACAGAGAGUGAUCCUGAGUUUAAAGGCUAUCAUAAUGGAAACUCCGAGCCUCGUGGAUUUGGGCAUAUUGGGGUUACAGUUGAUGAUGUGCACAAGGCAUGCGAGAGAUUUGAACAACUGGGAGUAGAGUUCGUCAAGAAACCGAAUGAUGGAAAGAUGAAGAAUAUAGCCUUCAUCAAGGAUCCUGAUGGCUACUGGAUCGAGAUCUUUGAUCUCAAGACUAUCGGGACAACAGCCGGAAACGCAGCUUGAAGUAGUUCCACUUGUGCUGUUUGUGUUCUUGUGUUCAUUCCACCUGAGUUUGAAAUUCAAAUAAAGAUGUUUCCUGUCUCAACGAAUAAGAGAAAAUGACAUUAUUCUCAAUGUGGUCUGUUUCUUGGUCUUUACAAUGAGUUGAGUUAAAUAAGUUGUUAUCAAUGAGAAUCAGUUUGAUUUCAUGUCA